CAUACUUUUAACACUCGACCACUUAUCAUUUUUGCAGCUAGCUGUGCCUCCAGUUAUAUACAUUGUUGUAUUAUUUAUUGCAGUUUAUUAUAAUUAGUGAAAAUGGAAGAAACCUUCUCGGAUGUUAACCCAAGCUAUCCAACAAAUUCAAGCCAAAAUACCAAAACAAUCGCAGGCGAUGAAACCAGAAUUGCAACCAAAGCACAACCAAAAUUCAAUCCUGAAGAUAUGUUCUAUGAUAUGUCCGGAGAUAAAUAUCUUGUGAUAUUUAAUCACACUAAAUAUAAAACGACGAGAUAUUUUCAUUUUCAAACUCCGACACCACGAAAAGGUACGGAAAAAGACGUAGAAUCACUCAAGAAAACUUUUUCCAACUUAGGAUACAAGGUGCUAACUUACCAUGACUUGGAUCACGGCGAAAUACUUAACAAGGCGUUGGAAAUAAGUCGUAUGGACCACACUACAACGUCUUGUCUAUGCUUCGCGAUUCUCACUCACGGUGACAAGGGCGGGCAACUGUUCGCGUCGGACCGGCCGUACCAGUUUAGUGACGUCACAAAGAUGCUGGAAAACGGAGACCAGAGUUUAGUCAAUAAACCCAAACUCUUUUUCAUACAGGCUUGUCGCGGUGGUGACAUGGACGAUGGCAGGACGGUUCAGUUGGACGGCGACGAUGACCUCACAUUCCACGUCCCCUCGCACGCAGAUUUCUUCACUAUGUACUCUAGUGUUGAAGGUUAUGCGGCAUUCCGUACAGCAUUAGGCUCCUUCUUGAUACAAGAGCUUUGCCAAGCGAUCGACAAGUAUCACGACGCAUUAGACGUACUACACAUAGCGACAGCUGUCAACAGAAGAGUGGCAUACGAAUAUAGCACUUAUACUCCUAGUAAUAAGAACACGCACAACAAGAAACAGAUGCCCGAAGUGCGGUAUACUUUGACUAAAUUGUUUAAGUUUUGAAAAAAAUAUUUAUUUCUUUAAAAAUAUGUGUUGUAAUCAAUAGAUUUAUGUAAAAACUGUGUAACUGAAUGAAAUAAUAAAAUCACUUAGGUGUUAAAUCGCUUUAUUAUUCAACAAUUUACGUAAUCAAAUCUAUCAAAGUCCAUUGAUUGUCUAAUUUUGUUCAUAUAUCGUAUGAAAAAGCGAUAAGAUUAAAAAAAUAGAUUUAAUGUUGAUACAGACAUAUUAUAACAGUAAUAACAUAUAGCUAAAGUAACAUAA
This is a messenger RNA of Papilio polytes (common Mormon), 1221 nucleotides long. It is a transcript of the gene ICE, whose product is annotated as caspase-3-like. The transcript is spliced from 6 exons. Bases 103 to 960 code for a protein of 285 amino acids. Gene Ontology annotation, molecular function: cysteine-type endopeptidase activity. The record is from RefSeq and is a predicted model, not a curated record. Lineage: Eukaryota; Metazoa; Arthropoda; Insecta; Lepidoptera; Papilionidae. Gene Ontology annotation, biological process: proteolysis.